UGUACAUUUCAGGCCCCCAAAGCUGUAUACAUAUUGGUCCACCGUCAACCAUUACGCUUGCCAAAGGUAUAAAGCUACUGUGACGACCUCCUCUCCAGUUUCAAAAUGUCUUCAUACUACUCGGGUAGGUGAUCAGGUCAGCAUGGAAGCCAUUCCUCGCAAUAACCCAACUGUUCUCUUCUCCCUUUUCGUGUUCAGCGUGACUGCAUUACUCUUCCUUUGGAGACUCUUCUUCCAGUCGCGGGACCUGAGGCACAUUCCUGGUCCAUUGGGAGCCCGACUUACGAAUUUCUGGCUUGUCUCAAAAUACAGGCGGGGUAUACUCUUCAAAGACAUCGCUCUCGACCUCAACAAGAGAUAUGGCCCAGUUGUUCGAUACGGGCCUCGACGUGUCCUAUUCAGCGAUGCAUCCGCCAUCAACGUCAUUUUCAACACCAGGAAUACUCUUCCAAAGGCCGAAUCCUACGAAGUGAUGAACCAGAUCGUCAACGGCAAAGUCAUCAGCAGCUGGGCCACGACGCGCGACGAAGCUCACAUCUCGGCCAUGAAGAAGCAGGUGAUAUCCGCCUUCACCACGACCGCCAUUCUAGACUACGAACCGCACAUAGACCACAACAUCAACUUCCUCGUGGCCAAGCUCCAGAAGGACUCGAUGGACUCGCCCGAGGUCAAUAUUGCGAAGUUCAUCAUCUUCUUCGCCUUUGAUACCAUCUGCCGCAUCGCCUUCUCCGACGACCAGGGCUUCAUGGCAAAACAGGCUGAUCUGGGCAACACGCUCGAAGCCGCUCGCCUGCGCUUCCAACACUGGCACUUCUGGGGCCCCCUCCCGGCUCUCGAGCGACUCCUUUUCAAGAAUCGUUUCGUUGCACGCACGAGCUCCACGUCCCUACUCGGCAAACUCGCCAGCGAGCGUCUGCAAAGCCGGAUGGAAAAGGGAGGCCUGGGCACCGAAUCCGACCUCCUGGACCGCUACCUACAAGCUGCCCAGCGCGACCCCGCCACCUUUACCCCCUCCACGCUGAUCGGUAUUCUCAUCUCGACCAUCCACGCCGGCGCCGAAACGACGGCCUCGACGGUGAACGCUUGCCUGUAUAACCUACUCCGGAACCCCGACGCUCUAGCCAAACUCCGGGCCGAAUUGGACGCGGCGAACCUCUCCUCUCCUCCAUUAUGGUCCGAGGUCUCUCGCCUCCGUUACCUGGAAGCCUGCUUCAGAGAGUCGAUGCGCCUGGUCCCGCUGCUCAUCAACCCCAUCGAGCGCGACGUCCCUCCCUCGGGCGCCACCGUCGCGGGCACGUUCGUGCCCGGUGGCACCGUCGUGUCCCUCAACGUCCACGCCCUGAACCGCGACCCGGCCGUCUACGGCGAAGACGUUGACUCGUUCCGUCCCGAGCGCUGGCUGCUCGACGACGAGGGGGACGAGGGCGACGAGGCCCGGCGCGCGAGGAUGCAGCGAGCCGACAUGACCUUUUCCCAAGGCCGGAGGAGUUGCAUAGGCCAGCACAUUGCUUGGAUCGAGAUGAAGAAGGUCCUACCGGCCUUGUUGACCAAGUUCGAUAUCGAACUCGUACACCCUGAUGAACCCUUGUCGAUGCCCACCAAGCAAUUGGUGGUUCUCAUCGACAACCUACAUGUCAGACUGAGCCCCAGAAAGGUCGAGAGCUGAAAAAAAAAGGCGAAAAACCAAAAAUGUUGAUCAUGUUUCAACACAGCAUCUACCUACAUCAAGGAGAGAAUGACAAUCAACAAUGACAAUGACAAUGACAAUUUUUUACAUGGCACACGGUGACGGUCAAAUGUGUACAUGUACAUCUAUAUUCCUAAGUACGGGGUACUUCAUACGGACACUAGGUGUUUUUGAUACCAAAUAAGAAAAAAAGAGGGGUUUGGAAUGCCCGACGUUUAUUUUGAAUGGAGAUG
Exophiala oligosperma is the source of this 1920-nucleotide messenger RNA. RefSeq lists its product as uncharacterized. The transcript is spliced from 4 exons. NCBI's taxonomy places the organism in Eukaryota, Fungi, Ascomycota, Eurotiomycetes, Chaetothyriales, Herpotrichiellaceae. Gene Ontology annotation, molecular function: oxidoreductase activity, acting on paired donors, with incorporation or reduction of molecular oxygen; heme binding; monooxygenase activity. The coding region runs from base 143 to 1666 and encodes 507 amino acids. The record is from RefSeq and is a predicted model, not a curated record.